AUGGUUUUGUCUAUUCCAGUCAUUGCUCUGGGAGCUACCUUGGGGACAGCUACAAGCAUCCUUGCUUUAUGCGGUCUCACCUGCUUGUGCAAAUGCAAGCGAGCUGGGAAAGCAGACUCAGACAAGGAAAAAGGUCUGUGUGCCGAAAAUGCCAAGCCCAGCGUGCUCCAGACUGUCCAGCAGUUCAACCUUGAGAAGACAGCAGAACCUGUACAGCCAAGGACAAUCCUAAAGUUCCCCCAUAUCUAUGGUCCAAAGCCUGUUGUGACUUCAUCAGAAAUUGCUAACUAUGGAGACUACACCUCAAAGACAACAAAAGAGCCAAGCAAAGGAAAAUCUGAAAGUUUGGAUGAAAAACGGGUGAACAUACAAGUCAAUGAAGAGUUAUUUGCUAUUUCUCAAAAUGGUGGAAUGAAGGAUGUGUGUGUCACCGAGCGCCUGAGUCCUGAGAAGGCCGCCUGCUGCAACCAGAUGCCAGAACUUCACUAUUCUCUUGGCUACAACAGACAGAAAAAUGCAUUGUGUGUCACUUUGCUUGAAAUUCUAUAUGAAACCACACUAGGAGACCAGAACACUGGCUGCGAUUGCUACAUCCUUGGCACUUUGGUGAGCAAGUCUGGCACUACGGAAGCUCAGACUGUGCUGAAGAAGAAGCAGCUCCAUGUGGCCUGGGAGGAUGUUCUGCUGUUUCCAGUCAAAGAGGAGGAACUGCCAGAGGGGACCCUGACCCUCACCUUGAGAAACUGUGACAAGUUCUCUCGGCACAUCAUCGUUGGGGAAGUUAAGCCAAAGCUGGCUAGUGUGGGGGAGCCAUAUGGACCUGUGCAGUCUGAAAAGAUGAAAGCCUUUGACAAGGAGCCAGAUGCAGGUUAUGGAGAAGUUCUCCUUUCCAUCAGUUACCUGCCAGCAGCAAACCGCCUGCUUGUGGUACUCAUAAAGGCCAAGAAUCUUCAUUCUAAACAGCUGAAAGAACUCCUUGGGAAAGAUAUAUCUGUCAAAGUAACACUGAAGCACCAGGCCCUGAAACUGAAGAAGAAGCAGACAAAGCGUGCAAAACACAAGAUUAACCCGGUCUGGAAUGAGAUGAUUAUGUUUGAGGUGCCCCAUGAUCUGCUCUGUGCCUCCAGUGUGGAGCUGGAGAUGUUAAGUCAGGAUGGUGAUGGGCAAAACCACUUACUGGGCAAGUGCAGUCUUGGUCUGCAUGCCACUGGAACAGAGAGGAGUCACUGGGAGGAGAUGCUGAGGAACCCCAGAAAGCAGAUUGCUAUGUGGCAUCAACUUCACAUGUAACUAAGGUAGUAGAAAUGCUGAUCAACUAUCGGUCAGUAAACUGGUUUCAGUGCCGAGGGAAGAAAGAGCUGUGUCAGCAUUCCCCAAAACUUGAAUUAGAUCCAUUCACAUGAUCAAGCACAAUUCUUGUACUAUUUCUGUUGCCCCUAAAUAUUUCCUACUAAAAGAAUACUUUAUACAUUAGCAGAGCAAGGUGUUGAAUGGUUCAUUAAUACAUAGUAAUUCCUAAUUUAGUUGCAUGAUCCCAUUUCCACUUUUUUAGGCCUUUGCACCUAGGAUAGAAUUUGGGUUUUUACUAAUUUAUAUAUUAUUUUUGAAAAGCAAGUUGAAAUGAAAGUAGAAUUUAUUCCAAACAUUAAAAACACAAAAAUUAUCUUGUUGCAGAAAAUUUCAUCAUUUUCCUUCCAAAUGUGGCAAGGAAAUAAACCUAAAACCAAGAGGAAUUUGACAACUAUCCUGUUCUUGGUACCAGCAUCAUUAGUGAAUGUCUAACUCUAUUUAUUCAUUUGCUCUUUAUACAUUUUUUUCAGUACCACAGCUUGGAAAAAUUAUUUUAUCAUUCUACAACUCAGAUUCAUCCAGGCAUUGUGGCCAUUGUGCCAUCUACAUUACAUACACUCUGCACAGAAUAACAGAAUAGAUAUUUACCCCAAGGUACUUACAGUAAAGCCAGAACAAGAACACCCUGAACACUCCCAGUCUUCAAUUUUGGAAACUAAGUGGUGGUGGGACUGACUAGUAUUCAGAUGAAGCGUCUCCAGAUAGAGCUAGGAUUGAAUCUGAAGAGGCACUGUAAGUCGGAGUCGAAAAUAAUGAGACCAAUGGUCUCAGUAUAAGGCAGGUUCCUACAUGCUAUUGUACCCCCAAGGAAAACAAGUGACCAAAGAGAAAGAAAUUGAGACAAAUAAAGAGGAAGAAAGUACAGUUAUUAAUAGUUAAACUUAAGGUCAAAUAUUUGACAUAUUAACCUGCAUGGCUUUUGUUAUAUAUCUAGCAGCCCUGGGGUAGUAAUUACAUACUAAAGCCACAAGACUAUGGCAGGUAGGAAUGAGUGGGUUGAACUCACCUCUGCCCUGUCAAAGGUUAUAGUCACACCACAAAAUUAUAGCAGUUUGCCACCACAUUACCUGUCGUGGCCUAUUGUUACGGAAUUCUGAAAUUUAUAGUUUUAUAACAUAUUUACCCUUCUCUAUCUGAGAGCUCUCGUGCCACAAGUUAUUUUUAGACCAUGGCUCUCAGAAUCCUCUGCACAAUGUGAUAAUUGACCAGAAGUUGAAAAUCUGGUCUAUCAGAAUUGUCUUCUGAUUUAGUUCCUAGUUUAUGAAAGGCUUAUCCCAAGUCCAAUGCAGUUCCAUGACAAAACUGCCCCCUAACACAUCCUAGUGUGUGUGGUGGAGUUUUUGAGUUAUUGUUUCAAAGGAAAAUAAAAUAAAAUUGGGGACAGAGGUCAGGUCAGGUCAUUGCUUUCCAAGGUUCUGAAGGGAUCUAAUUCAUUCCAUAGUUACUGGCAGCUAUUCAUCUCUGGACUAGACAAUCAUCCAGUUGCCCCAAUUUGGCAGGGACAGUAUCAAUUAAUCCUGUGUUAUCUCACUGUUUGCUCUCAAAAUAAUCCAGUUUCUCCUCUCUUCCUUUGCUUCAUGCUCGGUUAAAUUUAAUUGGUACAAACUGAGUUUGAAAUAGAACUAUAAUUUGCACUCAGUUAACUAUGCAGGGAAGGAAAAAAGGAAGGAGCAGAAUCUUGCCCUUCCCAAAACUUUCAGGCAAGAGCAACCAGCUGCAGCCUCUCCUCGAAUUUGUGUUCUUUCUCCUGUCAAUUCAUCUGAUGUUGCUGUUUUCAUGCGUGAAAGGUUGAAGAGUAUGAAGUUAUAGCUGUACAAUCUGAACCCUAAGAUUCUAUAUAAUAAGAUAUUAUCUCCUCCUCUUUCUCCUCCUCCUCCUCGGUUUCAUGGUCUACCAAGUAUUACUGACUGAAGGUUUAGAUCAUCAAUUAUUUGGAUUCUGUUUAAGAAUCUCAGAAUCUAGAAUGAUUCAUUGAAUAACAUGGUACAUUUCAAGUAAUGCAGCUUUUGUCAUUGUUCUAUUGUAAUUACACUACCUAUAGCAAUUUCAUUCAGAUGUUUUGUCACUCCAUUUGAAAUUGCUUCUAGAGAACCUAUCAAUACUGGAAACACAGUUAUUUUCUCUUCUCAGAAGCCCUGGAUAGGUUUUGGCAUUUCAAAAUAAUUUCCUUCUCUAUCUAUAAUCCAAGCUCCCCUGUUAUGUCUGACAUAUUAUGUUUUAAAUCUUUGCCAAUUUGAAUCUUAACAUUUUUGCUUCAAUAUUUUUGACAACCUUUUCAGACCCAUCAAUUCAGCUGGUGAAUCGUAUUCUUUGCAUAAAUACUAAAGUACAAUUGCAGCAAUUUAUCAUACUAUACCUUAUAUUUAUUCUGUGUGAUCUUGCAGCAGGAAUUGAUAGGGUGCACAACAGAUUUAUUAUUGUUAUUAUGGCUAUUCCGCUCAAAUUCCACCUUCUCCUCAAAAUUUGAACUUAGCAAUAUUAAAACAAAUACCGAUAAAAUGCAUGGAAAGAUGUAAAAACAUGGAAAAGUUUGUUAAAAGACACUUAAGCCAGCAACCACAUAAUUAAGACAAAUAUACAAAAGAGGCUCAACAUAAAAACAACUGUAGCAGAACACUAUUAGAACCACUUAUGGUCAGUUCCUAAAAGUCUGUUGGAAUAGAAAUGUUUUUUUACCUGCAGGAAGACAGCAAGGUGGAGAUGUUUGGACCUCCAUAAGGUCCAAAGCCACCAUGAAAACCUCCUGCCAACCUAGCAGUUCGAAAACAUGCAGAUGUGUGUAGAUCAAUAGGUACCAUGCUGGCGGGAAAGUAACAGCACUCCAUGCAGUCAUGCUGGUCACAUGACCUUGGAGGUGUCUACGGACAAUGCUGGCUCUUCAGUUUAGAAAUGGAGAUGAGCACUAACCCCCAAAGUUGUACUAGACUUAAUUUCAAGGGAUUACAGUGAUGGGGGUGAAUUUGCUCUGGGUUUUAAUCUGGGUUUUAGUCACCUUGUAUCUCAUUUUGAGAGAAAAACAGGAUAUCAAAUAAGUAAAUAAACUUUAAAGAAGCUGCUAGCCAAGGUGGCAAAUCCAAUUGUUAGAGCCAUUCCCUUAAAAAGAUAGAUGCAACACAGAUGGAAAGCUUAAUUUCCUUCUUUAUUUUUCAUUUUUCAAUUCUCAUGAAGAGCAAAUCAGUGACAGAUACAUCUGUUAACUGAACUGCUGUGACGUAGAAAAUGUUAGUUCAGACCAAGGAUACAUUAAAUUGCUGAACAGAUUACUGUCAUCAUGGUUGCUUUUAAAGUUCAAAUUGCCUGGCGGGAGGGGAGUUGAGGAUAGGUAGUCAGGAAAGGAAAAGAAAGGGCUAGAAUUAAUUCUAUAUUCUGUCCUUUUAACAGAAAAAUAUGAAUGUCCAAGUUGUCCAGAAAGAUUGCCUGUUGGAGCGCAUGCAUACAUGCUUUAUUUAGUAAGAAUAAUUGGAAAUAUAAUUAACUAUUUUAGCCUACACUGCUUAACCUUCUUAUGAUAUUUUACUCCUUUGCUAUUGGGACAAGUGAAACUGUCCAGUGCAAACAGUGUGGUAAAUCUGAAAGUUAUUGGUUAUGUCAGACUUGCAUUUUAAGGAUAAGCAAAGCAAUCUGGUCUCUCCACUGGCCCUAUUAGAUAACUUUUUUAAAAACUUGCCAGCAUUUUAAAUGAUGGAAUUUUAUGAAUAAUAAUAAUAAUAAUAAUAAUAAUAAUAAUAAUAAUAAUAACUUUAUUCUUAUUCUUAUACCCCGCCUCUAUCUCCCCAAAGGGGACUCAGGGCGGCUUACAUGGGGCCAAGCCCGAAUAAAAACAAUAGCAAUAUAAAACAUAACAAUAGACAAAAGACAUGCACAAUUAUAAAAAUUUAAACAUUAGCCAAUAAAAACAAAUGACAAGAACUAAUAAAAACGGAUUAAAAUGGAGAGGUUGUAAAAGUAGACUGGGUAAGGUGCACCAUAUAAAUAUUGUAAACACGAGGUGACUGAUAAAGUGCUACAAAUUAAUAGGAAGGAGAAAGUUAGUCCAGUCUCCCAAAGGUUUACAGAUCGCUUUACUGCUGAUCUUUCUUGUGGAUCAGUUCUUGUGACUCACAAUUGCCGGAUUGUGCAGCUGAAGCAGAAACCCAUUCUUGGCAAAGUACAAAUAUAAACCAACACCCUCUUUGGUUCUUUAUGUCAUAUCUUUCCACAUCAAGGAUGUACCAUGUAGAAAAUGAGGCUCUAACAAAAACACAAUAGUACUGAUGUCAGGUUCAGACAGAUCCAUGCACAAAGGCAUAGAUUUUCCAACCGUGGAUCUCAUGCCAAAUUGUAUGAACACACUGCAUGAUAGGGUUAAACAAUUGGAUAAAAUUAACUAACUACAUUUGGCAGAGCAUGUGUCCACACUGUUCCAGCACGGCCCAAUCUGAGUCCUUUAUAUCUAUAUGAAUUGGUUCUUUCAAUUGUUGCUCACUGCAGUGAGUCACAGCCACAAUUGUGAUGUGUGCUUCUAUUAGAUUUAGUUUAUCAAAUCACCUGCACAUACUGAAUUCACAUGUACUUUACCUGCGCUUUGUAAUGUGAUGAUCUGUCUUAGUCUUUUUCUGAAACAAGUUGAUUUGCCACUUGUAAAAGUAAGUGUGUAAUGUGAAUUGUGAUGUAGCAGCAACAAAGGAGAGGAGACAUAGCUGUCAGCAGGAGAGGAGGCAAAGGACAACUUUGGUCAUAUUUACCAGCUCAGCUUGACUAUCUAAAGGUAACAAGGUGAUAUGGCUUUUUCUUGUAUGUGCACUUUUGAAGGUCAUUUUGAGAGAUGUCUGAGUAGAUCUGAUGUCCGAAUUCUGUAAAUAUACACACACAGUUUGAAAAGCUGUAAAAAGGCUAGGAACAUUCAUCUGAUAAAAUAUAAUGGAUAGGCCCAGAGGGACAGAUCGCAUUGGCUAACCCUUUCAAAUUAUAUAUUUAUUGUUUUAAAAAGCCAAGUAUUUGUUGUUGUCAUUGUAUUCAAUGUUCAAAGCACAAGAUAAAAGCAUGAAAGUUGGUAUCCAAUUUUACAACACAAGAAAAUCAAUAAAAUUCAGCCAUAAACACGUGA
This is a messenger RNA of Anolis carolinensis (green anole), 6436 nucleotides long. RefSeq names its product synaptotagmin 13 (gene syt13). The record is from RefSeq and is a predicted model, not a curated record. Gene Ontology annotation, biological process: regulation of dopamine secretion; vesicle fusion; calcium ion-regulated exocytosis of neurotransmitter. Gene Ontology annotation, cellular component: plasma membrane; exocytic vesicle; axon. The transcript has 6 exons. NCBI's taxonomy places the organism in Eukaryota, Metazoa, Chordata, Lepidosauria, Squamata, Anolidae. Bases 1 to 1290 code for a protein of 429 amino acids. Gene Ontology annotation, molecular function: clathrin binding; SNARE binding; phosphatidylserine binding.